GAGCCUCGGUCCCAGACACCUUGCUUUUCCCUCAGCUUGCCUCAGCAUCUCUGCUCUCGCUCCUCCGCACGCCUCCAACACCGCAACAAAGAAUGGCCUUUGCCGGAAAAUGGGAAACAGAGAACCAGGAGGGGUACGAGGCUUUCUGCAAGCUGCUGGGUAUCCCCGAUGAGAUCAUUGAGAAGGGCCGUGACUACAAGCUGAUCACAGAGGUCACACAGGACGGGGAUAACUUUUCCUGGACUCAGAUUUACCCCACCAACGCCUCGGUCACCAACAAGUUCACCAUCGACAAGGAGUGCGACAUGGAGACCAUCGGAGGAAAGAAAUUCAAGGCCACCGUGCACAUGGAGGCAGGCAAGCUGAGCGUGGCCUUCCCCAAGUACCACCACACCUCUGAGAUCAGCGGCGGCAAGCUCAUCGAGACCUCCAAAUCCGGCUCCGUAGUGCUGAAGAGAACCAGCAAGAAGAUCUAACCUUUGACCUCUUGAACAGUUACAACGGAGACCUCAGCUACUACUGCAACGAAUAAACAAUAAAUACAAAAAUAUCAUACAAACAUGAA
Molecule: messenger RNA, 565 nt
Organism: Anarrhichthys ocellatus (wolf-eel)
Lineage: Eukaryota; Metazoa; Chordata; Actinopteri; Perciformes; Anarhichadidae
Gene: fabp6
Product: fatty acid binding protein 6, ileal (gastrotropin)
Exons: 4
Coding region: 93-476 (127 amino acids)
Molecular function (GO): lipid binding
Source: RefSeq, a predicted model, not a curated record